Messenger RNA from Myxozyma melibiosi, 859 nucleotides. RefSeq lists its product as uncharacterized. The coding region runs from base 206 to 799 and encodes 197 amino acids. NCBI's taxonomy places the organism in Eukaryota, Fungi, Ascomycota, Lipomycetes, Lipomycetales, Lipomycetaceae. The record is from RefSeq and is a predicted model, not a curated record. The transcript is spliced from 3 exons. Gene Ontology annotation, cellular component: membrane; cytoplasm.
GGGCUUAUCACUUCGUCAGGUGCCUGUGUGUGAACAAGGGGGUGUUUUUUGUUGAUCACAUAGGCUUCUUGAGGGUUGGUCAAUCAAGCAAAGAGAGGUAUAGGGCGAGAACACAGAGACGAUUUUUUGGUUGUCAGUGGGAUACACACUCAGAUCACUAUCCACUGCUCGAGGCCCCCUCCGGAGCCCAUCACAAAAUAUACGAAUGGCGCCCGCACUCUCUGUCUUCGCCUUCAAUUCACUACAGGCAUUUGUUCUCCGAGGAUUUGGAAACGUUCUUGGUCAAGCUAUAUCAUCGUAUGAUCACAGCAGUUACCACACUCUUUUUGCAAAGCUCGACUUCUUCACCGUGAUUGUCUUUGCGUCAUGGGCACUUUUCUAUACACCCGUGUUUCUUUUAUGGAACUCCUUUCUUGAUAAGAGAUAUCCUACUGUUGUCAAGGUCCCUGAUACAUCUGCACCCGAAUCUAAGGAGGCAAAGAAGGAGAAAGAGGCCGCCACGAAAGACGAAUUGCAACGCGGCAAUGUACUGAUAAAAACAGUGCUCACCGAGAGUCUACUUUCGACUGUUAUGAACGGUAUCUUUGUCGCGUAUUUCACGUACAUGAGAACAGGCGACCCUUCGUAUGCGCGUCAGAAAGUGCAGAGUGAUCUCCCGGAUAUUCAAACAAGCUCGAUGAAACUAUGGCCGAUUGUUACAUACAUCAGUUUGGUGUAUCUGCCGGUAGAACGUCGGAUGUUGGUCAGGUCAUUAGUUGGUAUAUUUUGGAACGUGUAUCUGUCUAUUGCAGCUCAGUAGAUCUACAGAACUAGUUCUAAAAAUGAGCCCGAAGACUACUUCUUGAACUAAUCUAGGAUU